AGAGGUGUGGAAAAGCCCAAAGUAACGGUGGCAAAUGCAGCAGCGUUAAAAUCUAGAAACAGCCAAUGCUUGGCUGCUUGCCCCCCUCCGCCGUGUCCCGCCGUGCUCCUCCACCUACCACCGCCACCUAUAAUUAGUUGGAGUAGAAAGUUUAAGGGUGCAGAGGCCACUGUGCUCGUUCCCCACCCUCUGCUAGAAGCCAAAACACCCUUCGCUUUCUUCCCCAUGAUCUGAGAUAAUAAAAAAAAAUCCUGUAAAAAUGGGUAUAUUAUUGCUGUCUGGAGUGAUAUUAUUUUAAAAUUUAUUGCAAAAAAAAAAUUCUGUAUGGGUAUAGAUUUCAGAGAUUCUUGGGAAUCCAAUUGAUAAAUCCGAUGAGUCACAAGACUAGUAAUUGCAGUCCCGGCAGUAGCAUCGGGAGUGACGACCGCUCUGAGAUGUCGGAGGACGCGGAGCCGUCGCGCGCCUCUUCUUCUGCUUCAGAUCUAUCAGGAGGCGCCGCCGCUGCAAAAUCCCGCAUCUGCGCCGCCGGGGGAGGAGACCCCUACUGCACCUCGGAUCACGUCCUGGAGAAUGUGCUGGAAAACGUGCUCUGCUUCCUGACGGAUCGGCGGGACCGGAACGCCGCGUCGCUCGUCUGCAAGUCGUGGUACCGGAUUGAGGCUAUCACCAGAUCCGAGGUCUUCAUCGGCAACUGCUACGCCGUGUCGCCUCAGCGAGUCACGGCUCGCUUCAGCAGGUUCACCUCGCUGAUUCUCAAGGGGAAACCCCGUUUUGCUGAUUUCGGCUUGCUGCCGCCGGAUUGGGGUGCAAGCUUGAGUCCGUGGAUUACAGUCCUGUCCGGGCCCUAUCGUGCACUCCAGAAACUGCAUCUCAAACGCAUGAAUAUUUUCAAUGAAGAUAUGAAGAUGAUGGCUCAAGCUUUCCCCAAUCUGAAGGAGCUCGUACUGGUCUGUUGCGAACAUAUGGGGACAGUAGCUCUUGCUUUUGUAGCCAGUGGGUGCAGGAAAUUAAGGGUGCUUGAUUUGAUAGAGUGUAUCAUCGAAGAUGAUGAUGUGGAUUGGAUUUCAUGUUUUCCAGAAGGUGAGACAUGCCUUGAGUCUUUGAUGUUUGAGUGUGUGGUAUACGAUGUGAAUUUUGAAGCAUUGGAAAGUUUGGUGAUGAGGUCUCCUUGCUUGAAGAAACUUAAGCUGAAUCAGCUUGUUUCCAUUAAACAGCUUCAUCGGCUGAUGCUUAGGGCUCCACAGCUUACUCAUCUUGGAACAGGAUCAUUUAAUCCCUUAGAAGAAGCUGACGGAGAUCAGGGUGGUGGUGGUGACCAAGAAGAACUCAACUAUGCCUCGGCCUUUGCUUCCUGCAAAUCCUUAGUCUGUCUUUCUGGAUUCAGGGAAAUACUUCCUGUUUAUCUCCCUUCCAUAUACCCCGUUUGUGCCAACCUCACCUCCCUCAAUUUUAGCUUCGCCAAUAUCGACGCUGAACAACUUAAAGCAGUCAUUUGCCACUGCCACAAACUGCAGAUUUUCUGGGUGCUUGAUUCUAUCUGUGAUGAAGGGCUCAAGGCCGUAGCCGAAACAUGCAAGGAUCUGAGAGAGCUUCGAGUGUUCCCAACCGAUGCUGAUGAAGACUUAGAGGGCCCUGUUUCUGAAGUUGGUUUUCUUGCAAUCUCUGAGGGGUGCAAAAAACUUCAAUACAUACUAUAUUUUUGCCAGAGAAUGACAAAUGCAGCAGUCAUUACCUGGUCACAGAACUUACCGGACAUUGUGGUGUUCCGUCUCUGUAUAAUGGGGCGGCACAGGCCUGACCCAGUAACUGGUGAGCCUAUGGAUGAAGGGUUUGCCGCAAUUGUCAGGAACUGUAAGAAACUCACCCGCCUCUCUGUAUCUGGUCUUUUAACCGACCAGGCUUUUAGUUACAUUGGACAAUAUGGAAAAUCUUUGCGGACCUUGUCAGUUGCAUUCGCGGGAAACAGUGACUCAGGGCUGACGUAUGUGCUGGAGGGUUGCUCCAAGUUGCAAAAGCUUGAGAUUAGGGAUUGCCCGUUUGGGGAUUCAGCUGCCCGUUCUGGCUUGCGGCACUACUAUAACAUGAGAUUCAUUUGGAUGUCAGCUUGCCCGGUGUCGCGUCAAUGCUGUGAGGAGAUUGCACGCGAGUUGCCAAAUUUGGUGGUGGAAGUGGUUGACUGGAAUGAGCUGGGGAGGAGUGGGAACGAUUUUGAUGUUUUGUACAUGUACCGGUCUCUUAAUGAACCAAGGACUGAUGCCCCAAGUACCGUGCAACUCUAUUGAUGUUAGGAAGAGAAGAUAGAAAGUCUUAAGGGGUUAUGAAUUGGCUUUUUUCCUGCAAAGGUCAUGGCAUGGACCGGCGGAUAUUUGGUUCGGUGGUGUUUUGGUAAUUUUCCUUACUGGACUAUUUCUUUGUCAUUGUUGUUGUUGUUGUUGUUGAUCAUUGUAUUAGAUAAAAGAAAAAGAGAGGAAGCCAUUGACGUUGCAAGGGAAAGGCGAACGAAGGGUGUCAGACAAAAAAAACGGAGACCAAGAAGCGUGUGAUUUGCCUUUGGAUAGACUGGACAUCCAUAUUUGCAUUAUUCCCUUUUGAUAGAAUUGAGCUUCUUUCUUUGGUUUUUCACAUUCAUUGUGUUCAGUUUAGACUUUUAGAUGUGUUACUUUUUUUCUUUAUAUUAGACCUAUUUAUUGUUUUCAGAUCUUUAGAUCCUGUCUGCUGGAUUCAUUUCUUGUUUUUCUAAUAUUUAAUUGGAUAUUCCAUUAUUUAUGAGAAAAAAUGGCAUGAAGAAAAAUGUCAGACAGUAACUUAUUACAUUAUUAGUCAAGGGAAUAGCAGCACAAAUUCUGUCAUCUGCUUAAAGAUCAACUAUUUACAUAUGUAUAUAUAUGUACAGAUUUAUUAUUUGUCUGUUGGAGACAUUGGUAAGUAAAUUAAAGAUGAUAUAUGUAAGUAACAAAUUAGGCUCAAAAUGCUUGGCAGAGGUUACUAGCAGUCAAGUUAGAAGAACACUCCUCAAUAAUUGGACUGGUGCGCCGGACACAUAACCUGCUCCUCUUAGGCUCAGAUAUCCGGCAAUGAGAUACUGCCACUGAGAGUGCAUCAAUCAAACCAGAUUCAUCUGGUUCUUCAUCGUAUUCUCCAUUGAAGCUCUCCGACCACGAGGCAGGAGCUCUAUCUUUUCCAAUGGGACUAUUCCCAGUCACAUUUCCAUUGCGUUCUGGUGUAGAUGUAGUCACAGGUGUUUGAGUUGGUAGACCAGUUUGAUGAUGUUUUGGCUUUGUUUUACUGGACAAUGUCCUCAAUGUGCG
Molecule: messenger RNA, 3308 nt
Organism: Cuscuta campestris
Lineage: Eukaryota; Viridiplantae; Streptophyta; Magnoliopsida; Solanales; Convolvulaceae
Source: the annotation of a GenBank genome assembly